CCACCAUCCUCCAUUUCCACACAAGCCCGCCCGACGAGCCCGACCCCAAGCCCUAAAACCCAAUCCCAAGCCCGAGCUCGCAGAAGAGAGAAGGACCGAGUGGGUGACCACUUCAGAAACUCCGCCGAUUCCCAUGGCCGGCUUUCCCCUGGUCGGCCCGCCGGAGGCUGCCACCGCAGCGGGCGCGGCGGUACCAACGGGCGACGCGUUCGUGGACCUGCUGGACGCCAGCUUCAACAAGGCGACGGAGACGGGCGGGGCGGGGAAGGCGCUGACGGAGAACUCCUCGCCGACGUUCGUGUCCUCGGGGGACCCCUGCCUCGACUUCUUCUUCCACGUGGUGCCCGGCACGCCGGCCGCCUCCGUCGCCUCGCUGCUCGCCGCCGCCUGGGCCGCCGACCCGGUCACCGCGCUCCGCCUCGUCGCCAACCUCCGCGGCGUGCGGGGGUCCGGCAAGUCCGACCGCGAGGGCUUCUACGCCGCCGCGCUCUGGCUCCACGCCCGCCACCCGGCCACGCUCGCGCGCAACGCCGCCUCCGUCGCCGCCUUCGGCUACCUCAAGGACCUGCCCGAGCUGCUCCACCGCAUCGUGCACGGCGGCAAGUCCACCAGGACCCCCGGCAAGAAGGCCCGCCUCGAGGCCGAGGGCGGCGGCUUCGUUGGCCGCGGGCGGGGCAGAGGCCGCUGGAGCGGCGGCUCUAGCGGCCGCAAGCCGCGUAGCGAGGACCGCGCCCCGCCCGUCGGAUCUUCGGAGGAGCGCACCGCGGCCAGCCUGGAGCGUGACCGGGAGCUGGCGGCCGCGGCCGCGGUGUCCCGCCGGGCCAAGAGGGCAGAGGCCGCGGCGAGGGCGUUGGAGAUGCACAGCCGCGACUCCACGUACCGGUUCCUGCACGAUCGCACGGCCGACCUGUUCGCCGAGCUCCUUGCGGAGGACAUGCGCAAGCUGUCUGUCGGCAAUGUCAAGGAUUUCUCGCUCGCGGCCAAGUGGUGCCCGUCGCUGGACUCGUCCUACGACCGCUCCACCCUCCUCUGCGAGGCCAUCGCGCGGCGGCUCUUCCCCAGGGGCUCGUCGUCGGAGCUCGGCGACGACCUCCCGGACGCGCACUACGCGUACCGCGCGCGCGAGCACCUCCGCAGAGCGGCCAUCGUGCCGCUCCGCGCCGCGCUUAAGCUCCCCGAGGUGUUCAUCUCGGCGCGCGCCUGGGAGUCCGUGGUGUACACGCGCGUGGCCUCCGUGGCCAUGAAGAACUACAAGGACCUCUUCCUCAAGCACGACGCCGAGCGCUUCAACGCAUACCUCGCCGAUGUCAAGUCCGGCAAGAAGCGGAUCGCCGCGGGCGCGCUGCUCCCGCACCAGAUCAUCGAGUCCCUCGGCGAGGAUGGGGACGACGGCGGACUGGCCGACCUGCAGUGGCAGCGCAUGGUCGACGACAUGCGCGCCCUCGGCAAGCUCAACAGCUGCGUGGCCGUGUGCGACGUGUCCGGAAGCAUGUCCGGCCUGCCCAUGGACGUCUGCAUCGCGCUUGGCCUCCUCGUGUCCGAGCUCACCGACGACCCGUGGCGCGGCCGCGUGAUCACCUUCAGCGAGCAGCCGAACAUCCACAUGAUCAAGGGCGACACCCUCUCCGAAAAGACUGAAUUCGUCCGGAACAUGGAUUGGGGUAUGAACACCGACUUCCAGGCAGUGUUCGACAAGAUCCUGGAGGUGGCUGUGGGCGCCGGCCUGCCGGCGGAGAAGAUGGUGCAGCGAGUGUUCGUGUUCAGCGACAUGGAGUUCGACCAGGCGUCGGCGAACCCGUGGGAGACAGACUACGAGGCGAUCGUGAGGAAGUUCUCGGAAGCUGGCUACGGCGCCGCCGUGCCGGAGAUAGUGUUCUGGAACCUGAGGGACUCCAAGGCCGUGCCGGUGAUGUCCGGACAGAAGGGGGUGGCGCUCGUCAGCGGGUUCUCCAAGAAUUUGCUCAAGCUGUUCCUCGAUGGCGGCGGCACGUUCACCCCGAGGGUCGUCAUGGAGAAGGCUAUCGCCGGCCCGGAGUAUGAUCAGUUGGCCGUGUUCGAUUGAUGCGCGUAGUCUCGGUGAUGGCGAGCUGAAUGACAGUUCGGCAUCCAGCAUUUCUAACUUAGUUUUUUUAGAACUUCUGAACAAAAGAACUUGUUCGGCAAUGCUUGUUGUGUUGUGUAUAUGAUAUUCCAACAAGGAACUUGAUCUUCGGCCCCGACUUC
This is a messenger RNA of Triticum urartu, 2223 nucleotides long. RefSeq lists its product as uncharacterized. The record is from RefSeq and is a predicted model, not a curated record. Lineage: Eukaryota; Viridiplantae; Streptophyta; Magnoliopsida; Poales; Poaceae.